AAGUGGUGUUGCCGAGCGAGACCGUGAAGUCAGGGACGCCUAAGGGCCAGUGGCCGGUGGACGGUCCCGAAAGGGACGCUUCCAGGCUUUUCUGAGCGAUUGCUGUCAUGACGGCCCAAGGGAGCCUGGUGGCGAACCGAGGCCGGCGCUUCAAGUGGGCCAUUGAGCUGAGCGGGCCUGGAGGAGGCAGCAGGGGCCGCAGUGACCGGAGUAGUGGCCAGGGAGACAACCUGUACCCAGUCGGUUACUUGGACAAGCAAGUGCCGGAUACCAGCGUGCAGGAGACAGACCGGAUCCUGGUGGAGAAGCGCUGCUGGGACAUUGCCUUGGGUCCCCUGAAACAGAUCCCCAUGAACCUCUUCAUCAUGUACAUGGCAGGCAAUACCAUCUCCAUCUUCCCCACCAUGAUGGUGUGUAUGAUGGCCUGGCGACCCAUUCAGGCACUGAUGGCUAUUUCAGCCACUUUCAAGAUGCUAGAAAGUUCAAGCCAGAAAUUUCUACAGGGCUUGGUCUAUCUUAUCGGGAACCUGAUGGGUUUGGCAUUGGCGGUUUACAAGUGCCAGUCUAUGGGAUUACUGCCGACGCAUGCGUCAGAUUGGCUAGCGUUCAUUGAACCCCCUGAGAGAAUGGAGUUCAGUGGCGGAGGAUUACUGUUAUAACCCGAGUGAGAAACGCGCGGCCUGUGGAUCUGCUUCUCCUUCACCUCCUCCUUCAGCAACCCGAAGCUCCCUCCCCGGAGAGCAGACAGCUCCUGCCAGGACAGUGUGCAUUCUGCCGCCGUCACAAAGAAACUACCACAACCCCUGGCUGAAAAUAAUGUAGAAAACUUUAUUUAUGUUUCCAGUACAGAGCAAAACAACAUGACCAGAAUUCUAUGUAAACAAAAGAACAGUUGCUGCUAAAUCAAUAGCUAGAGCAGCAUCUCCUUUCAAUAAAUUAAAUGUUUGAGAACAAUGCUUUUAAAAA
Messenger RNA from Ochotona curzoniae (black-lipped pika), 966 nucleotides. It is a transcript of the gene EMC4, whose product is annotated as ER membrane protein complex subunit 4. Gene Ontology annotation, biological process: protein folding in endoplasmic reticulum. The transcript has 5 exons. The coding region runs from base 108 to 659 and encodes 183 amino acids. Gene Ontology annotation, cellular component: EMC complex. NCBI's taxonomy places the organism in Eukaryota, Metazoa, Chordata, Mammalia, Lagomorpha, Ochotonidae. The record is from RefSeq and is a predicted model, not a curated record.